ACCCGUAUAGCGAAAGGGAAUAUUGAAAUUUAGUUGUGAUCCACCUAUUCCAUUUGUUUAGCUAACAGGGAGGGGUUUGUCCUUUUCACUAAUCCUCUGUGUAGAAAGAGUUAAUUAGAGAAGGUCAGCAAUCUUGAAGAUUCAAGGUUAUGUCCAAACACAGAAAAGAAACCGACAUGAAACUCAGUUGGUGGGACUGAAGUGAUUGUUUUCAGUACUAUCUGCAACACCUACUUGGGGGAAGUGACAACUUAAGUCAAAUUAUCUUGAGUUAGAGUCAUUUGAGGGACCAGCAUGACUCCAUAAUGUUGUUAUAAGCCAUCGAUGUGAGUCCACAGUGAAGAAAGAACACAUACUUGUACCAAGGAUUGUGACAAUUUAUUUUAGUGUUUCCUGUGAAUUUCUCAACAUGGAGAUGCUUGAAUUUGAGUUUGAUUUUGAUAAUGAACUGGAUUUGAAAGGAAGUGCCUACACAUCUUUCAAGAUGGCGGCCUCGUCGGUGGAUUCUGGGAAUGAACUAGAAGAGGAGGUGCGAGGCCUGAGUGUUAACAGCUCCCGGAGUUCCUCCCCAAAAGAACAGAAUUCCCUCAAUGUGGCUUCGCCAUCUAGUGCUUCAACGGUUGCCCUGACAACGCCAAUCAACAUACCAGUCUCAGGUAGUAUUAAUCUAAGUGGAGAUAACAACUCAUUGGCCCCACCAUCACCUACUUUUAAAAACCGAAGCUCCUCCAGUGCCUCUUACAAUGAGGAUAUGGACAGUGCACGAGAAACACCGAGGCAGAUAUCUUCCCCUUUUCGUUUUGGGAAGAUUGAUAUGAGCCAUUCUGCUAUAGCACCAGCACCACCAAAACCUCAAAGAAUGACCAGUCCACAAGAGUGA
Lytechinus variegatus (green sea urchin) is the source of this 880-nucleotide messenger RNA. RefSeq lists its product as uncharacterized. NCBI's taxonomy places the organism in Eukaryota, Metazoa, Echinodermata, Echinoidea, Temnopleuroida, Toxopneustidae. The record is from RefSeq and is a predicted model, not a curated record. Bases 410 to 880 code for a protein of 156 amino acids. The transcript has 5 exons.